GAACACGUACGGCGGUAUUCUACUGGCUGAGCUUUUGGCUGCACCUUCGCGCCGCAAAGAGAGCGUUUCAUGAAAUUUCCAGCGGCAGACAGUGUCCGGCACAUUCAAAUUCGCUUGCAGGAACUCGCAUCAACGUGCUAGGUGUUGUACCAAGGAGGAACGUGCUGUUUCGCAUCAUCCAGUUUUUCCCAACGGAGGAUCGUCGUAUCAUCGCGCACUAAUGUCAGGCAUAGCGAUUGCCAGGCUCGCCGAGGAGCGGAAAGCAUGGAGGAAGGACCAUCCGUUUGUGAGUGCCUCAUCUCGCACCGGCUUUGUAGCUAGACCCACCAAAAAUCCAGACGGCUCGCUCAAUCUGAUGAGUUGGGAAUGUGCAAUACCAGGGAAAAAAUCUACUCCUUGGGAAGGUGGAUUGUAUAAGUUACGUAUGAUUUUUAAAGAUGAUUAUCCAUCAAGUCCACCAAAGUGUAAAUUUGAACCACCGUUGUUCCAUCCUAAUGUCUAUCCAUCUGGAACAGUCUGUUUGUCGCUUUUGGAUGAAGAGAAAGACUGGCGGCCAGCGAUCACAAUCAAGCAGAUUCUCCUCGGUAUUCAAGAUUUGUUGAAUGAACCAAAUGUAAAAGAUCCAGCCCAAGCUGAAGCUUACACAAUAUAUUGUCAAAAUCGUCUGGAAUAUGAAAAGCGCGUUAAAGCUCAAGCCAGAGCAAUGGCUCCGCAAGACACAUAAGCAAGCAAGGACACAUUCAGUUAAACUUGACAUAUGGAAAAAGUGUUAUAUGCAGAUCACACUUUCCUGAGCUGAUCCAUCGCUCCAUUUUAAGAUUAAUCUUUUUUACGAGUAUAAAAUUACAUAUGUUGUAACUAGUUUAACUUUACGCCCUUUAAGUUUAUUUGUCGGAUAUGUGUCUCCGCUCGUUGUAGAUUUGUCGAAAUUUCACAGUAGAAUCGACAGUUUACGGUACCACCACGUAAGACCCUUUUUUACGCGCAUAUAUUUUUAUUAUCAAUAUUAAGAACUAUUACAAAGCCGAAAUAGAUAGUUCAAGGCAGAUCGUUUCUUUCUUUCUCUCUCUUUCUCUCUCUCUCUCUCUCUCCUUCGGUUCGACAAUGUUCGAUCUGUAAAUCGUAUAUAAUCAAUAACUUGGAUGUUACGUUUUUAAGUGGAGAUGCAGGAAAUAGAGUCAACCUCGGAUUCUAUUAGUUUCUAUCCUCCUUGUACAAGACCUUAAAUACAAUCGUACAUGUAGGUAAGCUUAUUUAAGAUUCUAUCAAUGUACAAAUCUUAAAGAAAAAAAUAAAAGACUCUGACUCA
Molecule: messenger RNA, 1309 nt
Organism: Dinoponera quadriceps
Lineage: Eukaryota; Metazoa; Arthropoda; Insecta; Hymenoptera; Formicidae
Gene: lwr
Product: SUMO-conjugating enzyme UBC9-B
Exons: 4
Coding region: 221-724 (167 amino acids)
Biological process (GO): protein sumoylation
Cellular component (GO): nucleus
Molecular function (GO): SUMO conjugating enzyme activity
Source: RefSeq, a predicted model, not a curated record